This is a messenger RNA of Apis florea (little honeybee), 3563 nucleotides long. It is a transcript of the gene wdp, whose product is annotated as Leucine rich repeat protein windpipe. NCBI's taxonomy places the organism in Eukaryota, Metazoa, Arthropoda, Insecta, Hymenoptera, Apidae. Gene Ontology annotation, molecular function: protein binding. The record is from RefSeq and is a predicted model, not a curated record.
CUUUCUCUUUCGACAGGUGUGAAUCGGAUCAGAGAAAGAGAGAGAGAGAGAAAGAGAAAAUGUUAACGACAGUGCUCCUAUCAUUGCUCUUCAUCCUCUCGGAUCACGCGGAAUCGUUCGAGAGGUUGUGCGUGGUAAAGAACGAAACGAGUGCACGUUGCCAGACCUUCAAGGACUUCAGAUACAUCGAAAUCGAGCUCGAGAACUCGAUGAAGGAGCACGUGAGUGAGCCGAACCUCCACCCGUCGGACGUCGUCACCGGCCUCCGCGACCUAGAUCUGUCGAAUGGCUCCCUGGAAAGGAUAAAGACGAGCACCUUUCGACGAUUCUCCAACCUGACAAGCUUGAACCUAGCCGAGAAUCGUAUCCGCGAUAUAGAAACGGGCUCCAUGGACGGACUCGACCGAUUGCACAGCCUCAACCUUCGCGGAAAUCGUCUUCAACACUUGCCUCCCGAACUGGGCCGGCUCAAGUUCCUCAAACACCUCGAUCUCCAAGGUAAUCCCCUUCGAUGCGACUGCGCCACUCUCGCGACCAGGGAUCUGUUAGUGAACAGUGGAGUGAAGUUGGGGGGGAAUAUUACAUGCGCGUCCCCGGCCAUGUCGAAGGGGAUCCCCCUGCAAAAGUUGGACGCCGCGAUCGUUUGCCGAUUCGAGGAGCAGGAUCUCCUCGGGAUGCAGAACGAUCAGGGUGACGAGAAUCACGACGGUUCCGGGGAUUCGUCCGACAAACGCGACAACGACGACGACGACGACGACGACGAGGAAGAGCAGGAGCAAGAGCAGGAAGAGGAGGAGGAAAAAGAGGAGGAGGGGGAGGACAGCAUGGAGAUCAUACGGAUCGUCGAUUCGACCACGAUCCGAGCGGAGAGCGAGACCCCGUUCCGCGAGAUCGACGAGCCCCCACCCCCGGUCUCCACCCCCUUCUUCGAGGAGGUGGAGUCCCCCUCCCAAGCUGAAACCUCGACCAGGGCGGGCGAGGUGAAAGAGGAGGAGGAGGAGCAGCCGUCGUCGAAGACGUUCGCCAACGAGAAGAUACACGAGGAUGGCCUGUUCUAUCCCACCGAGGGUUCAGGCUCUUUGGACGAGGAGGAGGAGGAGGAGGAGGUGGAGGGCUCGGGGAUGGAGGGUUCGGGAACCGGGGGGCUGGUUUCGACCCAUCCAUCGAGGAAAAAGGAAGAGGGGUUCUCGUUGUUCGACGGCCUGUACAACAUACUUUGGGGAACGACGGAGGAGAGCACCAGCUCGACGAACGAGGCUGGCCCCGACCUGGAGGAGGAGCAAUUCAUCGACGUGACCAAGGGGGAGAAGGGGUUGGAAGAGGAGGAGGGGGAGGAGGAGGAGGAGGAGGAUAAAACGUCGACGAGCAGCAGCAUCGCGGCCACCAUCACCACAACCGAGAUCAUCCUCGUCCCGGGUGUAAACGAAUCGAGCAAAUUGGGGAACAUGAAGAUCGCGAACGAGGAUGGGGAGGGGAACGGGGACGAGUUGGCCUCGCCUACCAGGCAAUCGAAGAAGGGGAUGGGCUCGUACGUGGUGCUUGCCGCCCUUUUGGCAAUUCUCGCCACGCUGAUCGGGUUCGCUGCGUACAAGGGCGGGUUCUGCAGGAGGAGGAGGAAACGGGGGGACGUGGAGAACGGGACCGAGUUGAAGGACAUGCAGAAAGCGUUGUUGGAGACGGCCAACGCGGGGGCGCAGGCGAAGGUCGCCUCGAACGGGAACGUGGAGAGCGCCCCCCUCGUCGUCGAUCCCGAAACAGAUCGCGACGAGAUCAAGGUCUCGAACGAUCGUCGGAUCACCGCCGAGAUACCGAAGAGAAGCGCCGUAACCGAGUCUGAGGUGAGACCGAGAUCCCCUUCGCGGGGAAGGAGGAGCAGGAGGGACUCGAUCGAUGGAGACGCGUCGAGGGAGGACGCCGUGGAGGAUUGUGUGUUGCAACAACAACGACAACAACAACAACAGCAGCCCCCGUUGAGCCCUGGCGCCCAGAGAGUGAAGAUCACGGUCCAAGAGAAUCCUGACAGCGUGCCAAAGACGCCUAUACUCAUCACGAGAACGUCGAACGGUGAGAAUCUAGUCAAGACGCCUUGAGAUCGCCCCUCCCCCCUCCCUCGAGGGAAGAAAACGAGAGGAGGGAUUCUGUGAAACGCGAUUUCAUUGUACAUAUUUGCGAAUAAUAGAAUAUAAUAAUAAUAGAAUAUAAUAAUAAUAAUAAUAAUAAUAAUAAUAAUAAUAAUAAUUAUAAUGAUAAUAAUAACAAUAAUAAUUAUGCCGUUUGUUAUAAGGUUUGUGGAUGGAAAACCUAUUUGAUACUACUACUAUUAUUACUACUACUACUAUCAUUAUCACUACUACUAAUUUUAUAUUUACAUAUGUAUACGCAAUAUUAGCACACUAGUCAGUCACCUCUUAAACGGUAUCCCUUCUCGAACGUCGAAUGUACGUCCGGUUUUACGAUAUAAGUUCCAUUAGAAUCCUCUGAACUCAACCACCACCAUUCUUGUUUCGACGUUUAACGAUGCUAUAAACGGUGAGAGAAUCCUCGCCUUUAUAUAUUGUCACAAUCACUCUAAACUUGGUUAAACAUCCGUCUCUGUAAUGUCGUCACGACGAGCCUUUUCGAGUUCGAUAACGCGUCUCGUGAUGACUCUGAGUUUUUUUUUUUUUGAAUGAAGAAGAAGGAAGAAAAGAAAAAAAGAAAAAAAAAAGGAAAUUAAUUUAUACGAAAUAUCAUAUUAUAAUGUAUUUAUACAACGAUUCCAUUCCAGAUUUAAUCGUAUCGUCAUCCCUUUCACGACGAUUGUUCAAUCGUCAUCGAUCGCAUAUCGGACGAUGAAUAAAUUUAAGAAUUUAAGUUAGUUUUUAAGAUAGCUGUUUUAAAGUUAAAGAAGGACUUGAAGGUAACUUGAGAAUUUUAAACUUUAAAGUAAAACGCCAAAUCGUGUUUGCCUUGUAAAUCGAAUUUUUAUGAAAAAUUCAACUUUGAUUUCUGUUGUAUACUUUAUUAUUAAACAAUCCUUUCUAUAUAUACAAAAAUUCCAACAAGAUAAAAGAAGGAAUAAUUAUUAGACGCGUUAGAGAAUAAUGGAUAUAGUUAUAUAUAUAUUUCCAUUUCUCUCUGCAUUCACACCUUUCUCCAUGCCAAAUUUCGAUAAACUUUUUCCAAGACCAAAUGUGUAAAAUAAUCGAAUUUUAAGUUAAUUAAGUAAGAGGAGUGAAAAAAAAAAAAUCCCCCCGAAUAAAAAUUCUUCCAAAGAGAACGUAAACACGCGUACUCGCACUGCUAUCGCGAUAAUUGUUCGCGAUGAAGUUUGGACUCUUGCGCGCUUUGUUCGCUUUGUUCGACUUGUUCACUCAACAAAGUGAAAUCGUGCCGUUGAUACUGUGAUCGUCGUUGAAAUGAUGGAAAAGAAGGGGUAAAGGAGGGGGAGGGGUGGGGGGAGGGGGGAUUGCUCGAUCCUUCGUGAUACAAUCAUAUAACACGUUAAUAUAUCCGCCAUUUUACCUUGUUCCCUGGAUAAAUCUUUUUUUUCUUUUUUUUUUCCAUGCAGCAUUUAUCAAAUG